Molecule: messenger RNA, 839 nt
Organism: Elaeis guineensis (African oil palm)
Lineage: Eukaryota; Viridiplantae; Streptophyta; Magnoliopsida; Arecales; Arecaceae
Source: RefSeq, a predicted model, not a curated record
GGCAGUGGAGGAGCACCGGGUGACGCUGCUGCCGGCGGUGCCGCCGAUGGUGGUGCAGCUGGCGAGGUCGUGCGGCGUGGCGCGAGCCAAUUACGAUCUGCGCUCGCUCAGGGAGGUGAUCUGCUCCGGCGCGCCGCUCGGGAGGGACCACAUGGAGCGCUUCGCCGACGCAUACCCCGGCAUAACCCUCUCUCAGCGGAGUGGAGCCCGUUCGAAGAGAUGGUUUUGGAGCUUGCUCUCCUGGCAAAUCCAGAGGGAACGUCAGAUCGAUGGUCUCGGAUCAGUGCCAAUUUUUCAAGAAAAAGUCCGGAACAAAUACUGUACCAUCAUUAUCAGAUUCUGAAAGAUGACUUGCAGAAAAAAGAAGGUGGCAAUUUCGGUGAUGGAUGUAGUAUGGGUAUGGCACCGGAGCAACGCCCACCGAAAGGUCAGAACACCUCUUUUGGGUCAGGACGCCGCGGUCUGGAGAGGAGGAAGGCUAAGCCAUGGACGGAGGAGGAACAUCGGUUAUUUUUACAAGGACUUGCAACUUAUGGGAAGGGGGAUUGGAAGAGCAUAUCUCGACAUGCAGUGGUGACGAAGACGCCAGUGCAAGUGGCCAGUCAUGCACAGAAGUUCUUCAUCCGCCAAAAACAAGACAUGGAACGCAAGAGAAAGAGCAUCCACGAUGUCACCAAUCCUUAGAUCUUCUUCUAUGAUGCAUCUCAGAUAAUUUGCCAUAUUAGCGUGCAGCUGUUUAAUUUCUUCUUUCUUUAUCAGACAUUACAAAGCCUUAGUAGUAAUUAUGUUUGGUGUUAUGAAAAUUCAGUUAGACUUUGAGUUCUUCUGACUCUCAAUGC